AGGGUAGAGGGCAUAUGGAGUUAAGCUCCCAUGUUCACAGAGAGAUCUAUCUAUCCACGGAUCGCGUGCUCCUCACUCGCCACAUGUAAGGUUACGUUCGACGUGCGACGUCAUAGGAAGGAAUCUUUGGCGCGUUAUAAAAGAAUUGCGGCGGAGUAUUUCGUUACGUCUCCAUUAUUUUCGAGAGAGGAGCGAGCGAAUCUCGGCGCGAUGGCUGCGAACGGUGAUGAUGCAUCUCUCCCUCUAAUAAAACCUCCACCGUCUGCAGCGACGGGAGAUAGAACAUCGGCUAUUCAGACGCUCGGGAACAUUAUCGUCUCCAUCGUCGGUACAGGCGUCCUUGGACUCCCUUACGCGUUCCGCAUCGCAGGAUGGUUUGCUGGAUCACUUGGUGUCAUUAUCGUUGGAUUCGCUACCUAUUACUGCAUGCUCCUUCUCAUUCAAUGCAGAGAUAAGCUAGAAUCGGAAGAAGGACAAGAAGAAUCCAAAACAUACGGUGACUUAGGAUUCAAAUGCAUGGGAACAAAAGGUCGUUACCUAACCGAGUUCCUCAUCUUCACCGCUCAAUGCGGUGGAUCAGUAGCCUAUCUAGUCUUCAUAGGCACGAACAUGUCAUCCAUCUUCACAUCAUACGGUUUAAGCAUGGUCUCUUUCAUCUUGAUCCUAGUCCCAAUCGAGGUCGCGUUGUCAUGGAUCACUUCUCUAUCGGCUCUCUCGCCUUUCAGCAUCUUUGCCGAUAUAUGCAACAUCAUAGCCAUGUGUUUCGUCGUGAAAGAAAACGUGGAGAUGGUGAUCGAAGGAGACUUCUCGUUUGGUGACAGAACGGCUGUUUCGUCUACUAUUGGAGGGUUGCCGUUUGCUGGAGGUGUUGCUGUGUUUUGUUUCGAGGGCUUUGCGAUGACGUUGGCUCUUGAGAAUUCUAUGAAGGAUAGAGAAGCUUUCCCUAAGCUUUUGGCUAAAGUGCUUGCUGGGAUUACGUUUGUUUAUGUGUUGUUUGGGUUCUGUGGUUAUAUGGCUUAUGGAGAUGAAACAAAGGAUAUUAUCACACUCAACCUCCCAAAGAAUUGGUCUGCCAUUGCCGUACAGAUUGGCUUAUGUGUGGGAUUGACGUUUACGUUCCCGAUCAUGGUACAUCCGCUUAACGAGAUCAUAGAGCAGAAACUGAAAAGGGUAGAUUGGCUUCAAAAGCAUAAUCAUAACUACAGCAACGAAACAAGUUCGGUCUCUAACUAUGUAAUCUUCACCACGAGGACGCUUUUGGUGGUAGGACUGGCAGCAAUAGCGUCACUAGUACCGGGAUUUGGUACAUUUGCAUCUCUGGUUGGAAGUACUCUGUGUGCACUCAUAUCAUUUGUGUUGCCGGCUUCUUAUCACCUCACGCUGCUCGGUCCAUCGCUAAGUCUAUGGAGCAAAUCAGUUGAUGUGUUCAUCGUAAUUUGCGGGUUGCUCUUUGCUGUUUAUGGUACAUACAACACAAUCGUUGGAGUGUAACAAGGGAGUCUGUGUAAAACGAACACGGCAGCAGAAAGUUGGUCAAGAAUCUCAGACCAAAGAACAAGGAUGUAUAGGUUUUACAUGAAUCCGAAAUCGAAAGAUACUGGAUUGAGAAAAUCCAAAUUGUUGUAUGAUAAUGACAGCUUUAAAUUUCGCAAAUGCAGCUUGGUCCUGUUUAAA
Molecule: messenger RNA, 1674 nt
Organism: Brassica napus (rape)
Lineage: Eukaryota; Viridiplantae; Streptophyta; Magnoliopsida; Brassicales; Brassicaceae
Product: amino acid transporter ANT1
Exons: 3
Coding region: 31-1491 (486 amino acids)
Biological process (GO): amino acid transmembrane transport
Cellular component (GO): vacuolar membrane
Molecular function (GO): amino acid transmembrane transporter activity
Source: RefSeq, a predicted model, not a curated record